This is a messenger RNA of Volvox carteri f. nagariensis, 1893 nucleotides long. RefSeq names its product A type cyclin (gene cyca1). Gene Ontology annotation, biological process: regulation of cyclin-dependent protein serine/threonine kinase activity; mitotic cell cycle phase transition. Gene Ontology annotation, cellular component: cytoplasm; nucleus; cyclin-dependent protein kinase holoenzyme complex. The coding region runs from base 1 to 1893 and encodes 630 amino acids. Gene Ontology annotation, molecular function: cyclin-dependent protein serine/threonine kinase regulator activity. The transcript is spliced from 7 exons. NCBI's taxonomy places the organism in Eukaryota, Viridiplantae, Chlorophyta, Chlorophyceae, Chlamydomonadales, Volvocaceae. The record is from RefSeq and is a predicted model, not a curated record.
AUGAAUCCACAUUACAGCCGCGGAGCGUCCUCCUAUGGCGUCCAAGCCCCUCCAGUUACCUACUCUCAGGAGCUUCUGCUUAGCCAUUUAACCAAGAGCAGCGCGGCGAGUCAGCAGGACGUGAGCAAAGGAACUUCAACUGGCCGCGCGAUGCUGGCGGACUUGACCAAUAAUGGGCAAGCUUUGCAGCGGUCGGGUGCAGUGACGGGUGACCGGAAAACUUUGUCGCACGUCAGCGGUCAGUCGGCGUCGUUCGGCCAGGCACUUAAGGUGCAGCACGGGUUUGUGCCACCAUCUAUUCCUCACGGAGCUUUCUCGGACCCGCGCAUCAUUGACAGCGUACGCCAAUCAGGUGACCACGACAGGAAGAAGACGUGGAUUGACGUAGACGCCCUAAAUCAUGAUGACCCACAAGCCGUCAGCCACUACGCGUCUUCUAUAUUCGAGUACCUUCGGGAAGCUGAGCUUCUACGGCGGCCCAUACCUGAUUACAUCGAUUCGCAGCCGGAAAUCAACGCCAAAAUGCGCUCCAUUCUUGUCGACUGGCUCGUUGAGGUGUCAGAAGAGUACCGCAUGGUUCCAGAUACACUAUACUACUCAGUGAACUUUUUGGACCGCGUCCUCAGCGUGCAGCGUGUGUCGCGUUCCCAACUUCAGCUCGUGGGAAUUACGUGCAUGUGGAUUGCAGCAAAGUACGAGGAGAUCUACCCACCCAAUGUUGGGGAGUUCUCAUACAUCACGGACAAUACGUAUAGCCGCGAGCAGCUGGUGGCCAUGGAGGAGGAGAUCCUGAAGAAGCUGAAGUACGAGCUCACGGUGCCUACCGCCAAGACCUUCCUCCGCCGGCUUCUUCAGGUCUGCAACCCUGACGACCAGCUGCACUUCGUGUCAAAUUAUCUUACGGAGAUUUCGUUGAUGGAGGCGUCCAUGCUGAACUUCCUACCAAGUGAAAUUGCUGCGGCAGCCGUCUACCUGGCGAACUUAAUUCUCGCACGUGCCCCCUGGUCCCCAACGCUGGAGCAUUACUCGUACUACGCGCCAGCGCAAAUCGCUGAUUGCGUAGAGGUACUUGCAGAGCUACACAUUAAGGUCAACUCGCGAGCUCAAGGGGGCGAGCUUACGGCGCUUUACGACAAGUAUAGCCACAGCAAAUUCUUGGGCGUUUCACGCGUCAGCCCUCUGCCACUGGCGGUUGUGAGUCAGCACUUGGCAAUGAUGUUGAGCGACAACACACUCAUGAGAGCAAUGGGUGGCGAGGGUGGCUCAAUGACCGCAGCGACACGAAUCGUCGUGUGGGCAGCGGAGGCCAAGGGAGCGCUGCUGUCAUCACCGUUGGCUUUGGCCGGUGAAUUCAGCUCUCCACUCCCUGGCGCUACAUUAGCUGGCGGUGUCAAAGCGAAGCUGGCCUCAGGCGACGGCAACGUCGACGGGACAUGGAAAGUGACGGCAGCUCCAUUGCCCGGCUCUGCACCUUCUUCUGACCCGGGCCCCGCCGUUGGCGAUGACGUGCGCCGUUGUGUGGCAGGACGAGUAGCGCCGCGCCCGGAAGUCGUCGGAGACGGGGAGGUUACCCUUGGGUUCGUUUGUCCCAAUGAGCUUGACCGCAGUGUUGAGCGAGAGCGUUGCUGCGCGGCCAUGGAGACCGUAGAGGACUGCAGACUUGUGCCCACAGUUCCUCGGCUGUGGGUGGUGUGGGCUGUACCAGUAGUGCUGGCAGGUCUUGCAUGGGUACCAGGCUGGGCCACGGGCUUGGGUACUGAGGACGUGACCAGAUUACCAGCAGCAGCCACCGGGGCAGCUCGGAAUGAAGCCGGGUGCGAAAUGCCGCCCUGCCAGGAUCAUUUUGUGCCGUGGUGGCAAAGGCUUAGGACAGCUGGAAUAUUCCACAUAUGA